CUAAAUUAAUGAAAUAUUAAAAUAUUUUUCUUUUAUUUAUUUAUUUAUUAUUUCUUUUGAUAGAUUAUGUAAUCGCACGAAAUUCGGAUUGUAACAUGCUCGUGACCAUCCCCAAAUAUUUCUACCAUAUGAAAACCUUGAGAUUUUCCCUAUUUUAUUCUAAACGUGAGAGUUUUUCCUUCAUUGAAAAUUUCAAAUUCCUAAGUAGUAAAAAAAAAAUCUGCUCCACCAAUAAAUUAUUUCAAAUAGAAUAUUGUUCAUCUUAUAAAAGAAAAAGCAAUAGAUCCACUAAUUUUGCGAGAAGGAAUUGAUUAUCAGUUGUGUAUCAUUUUUUAAAUCAUAAUCUUUAGCUGUUAGUAUUUUUUUUCCUUUUGUUCAUUAUUCAGCUAAUGCCAAUAAAGUGUAACCUAAAGUUACAAAACAAAAGGCAAAGUUCAUAAUGCUGGUCAGAAUGGAAUUAUCAUAUAUCUUGGCCGG
This is a messenger RNA of Rhizophagus irregularis DAOM 181602=DAOM 197198, 477 nucleotides long. The record is from RefSeq and is a predicted model, not a curated record. NCBI's taxonomy places the organism in Eukaryota, Fungi, Glomeromycota, Glomeromycetes, Glomerales, Glomeraceae.